AUGGACCAGCCCAGCGGAAGGAGUUUCAUGCAAGUUCUUUGUGAAAAAUACAGCCCCGAGAACUUCCCAUAUCGUCGUGGACCUGGUAUGGGGGUGCAUGUCCCAGCAACUCCGCAGGGUUCACCUAUGAAAGAUCGCCUCAACCUUCCGAGCGUACUAGUACUGAACAGCUGUGGCAUAACCUGUGCAGGGGAUGAGAAUGAAAUCGCCGCCUUCUGUGCUCAUGUGUCUGAGCUAGAUCUUUCUGACAAUAAACUGGAAGACUGGCAUGAGGUCAGUAAAAUUGUGUCCAACGUUCCUCACUUGGAGUUUCUAAACUUGAGUUCCAACCCUCUCAGUUUGUCCGUUUUAGAGAGAAGGUGUGCUGGGUCUUUCGCUGGUGUUCGCAAACUUGUGCUCAACAACAGCAAAGCUUCCUGGGAAACAGUCCACACAAUCCUGCAGGAAUUACCAGACUUGGAGGAGCUUUUCCUGUGCCUUAACGACUAUGAAACGGUGUCUUGUUCUCCAGUUUGCUGUCAGUCUCUCAAAUUACUCCACAUAACUGACAAUAAUCUUCAAGACUGGACUGAAAUUCGAAAAUUAGGAAUUAUGUUUCCAUCACUGGACACGCUUAUUCUGGCUAACAACAACCUCACGACCAUCGAAGAGUCAGAAGAUUCCCUAGCAAGGCUGUUCCCCAACCUGCGGUCCAUCAAUUUGCACAAGUCAGGUGAGAGCUUGGAAGCAGUAUGCUUUUUGUUCUCAGCAUAA
Molecule: messenger RNA, 753 nt
Organism: Balearica regulorum gibbericeps (East African grey crowned-crane)
Lineage: Eukaryota; Metazoa; Chordata; Aves; Gruiformes; Gruidae
Source: RefSeq, a predicted model, not a curated record